This is a messenger RNA of Polypterus senegalus (gray bichir), 1228 nucleotides long. It is a transcript of the gene akr1a1a, whose product is annotated as aldo-keto reductase family 1, member A1a (aldehyde reductase). Bases 134 to 1111 code for a protein of 325 amino acids. The record is from RefSeq and is a predicted model, not a curated record. Gene Ontology annotation, biological process: aldehyde catabolic process. Gene Ontology annotation, molecular function: aldose reductase (NADPH) activity. The transcript is spliced from 9 exons. Lineage: Eukaryota; Metazoa; Chordata; Cladistia; Polypteriformes; Polypteridae. Gene Ontology annotation, cellular component: cytosol.
UAUCGUUAACAGAUCUCACUGCUUACCUCGGCAAGUAUAACAACGGCUGGUUUCACAUUCUGGGUCAGUGGCUACUGAGAUCAGCAGAAGGACAAACAGUGAGAGGGGAGCUGACAAUAACAUCACAAAGAACAUGAGCAGCACAUUUGUGACCUUAUCAUCUGGAAUGAAGAUGCCAAUGGUGGGCCUAGGGACAUGGAAGACCACUCCUGAGCAGGUUAGAGAAGCUGUGCUGUGCGCCCUGGAUGCUGGGUACAGGCACAUUGAUUGUGCUGCUAUCUACGGAAAUGAAAAGGACGUGGGAGAGGCCUUGAAGGAAAGAGUAGGACCUGGCAAGUCCAUCCCAAGAGAGGAACUGUUUAUGACCUCAAAACUGUGGAACACAAAACACCACCCUGAUGAUGUUGAACCAGCAUGCAGGAAGACCCUGGAGGACCUUGGACUUGCCUACCUGGACCUUUAUCUGAUGCACUGGCCUAUGGCGUUUGAAAGAGGGAACUUAGAAAUGCCAAAAAAUGAUGAUGGAACCAUGCGUUAUGCUGACAUCCACUAUAAGGACACAUGGCGGGCUAUGGAGAAUCUCGUGACAAAGGGCCUAGUCAAGGCGAUUGGCCUGUCCAACUUCAACGCCAGGCAAAUUGAUGACAUUUUGUCUGUUGCUAAACAUAAGCCAGUGGUGAACCAAGUUGAAUGUCACCCUUACCUGGCUCAGAAGGAACUUAUGGCUCACUGUUCAAGAAACAGAAUCCAACUAAUUGCAUAUAGUCCACUGGGUGCCCCAUCCCGUCCUUGGGCUUGCCCCGAUGAGCGAUCACUACUAGAUGAUCCUCAAAUUCUUAAUGUUGCAGAAAAACUCAAGAAGACUCCUGCGCAAGUGAUCUUAAGGUGGCAGGUCCAGAGAGGGGUGGCAUGCAUCCCGAAGAGUGCCAAGCCAUCCAGGAUCAAAGAAAAUAUACAAGUGUUUGAUUUCACUUUGUCAGAUGAGGACAUAAAAAAAAUGGAAUCCUUGAACUGCAACAAGCGUUUAACAGUCCCACCCAUUGAGGUAAAUGGCCAGUCAGAGUGGAGAGAUGCAAAGAACCCGUUUUUUCCAUUUCAUGAUACAUACUAGCAGUCUUUAAAGCCGACUGGAAAGUGUGGGUGUAGCACAGAAUCAUGGAUAUUAUUUUCAAUAUGUCAUAUAAUUAUUUAUAUCACUUUAGUUUUGCUAUGCUUUCAAUCAUAUGAU